UCCGACAUACUUUUUCUUGCUGCUGCGGUCACACUGCGUGCGUUGUGCGUCGCGAAAAUAAUUAGUUUUAACCCGUAAAAUCCCCGUUAGAGCGAUGGAGGUAACAAGGAUCACCGUUAGCAGCAGCAGUGCAGUGCCCGUGACUGCUCCCAACGCCCCCGCAGCCCCCGGUAACGCCACGGCAGCUGCGAGCACACUAAUCCAAGCAGGCGUGUCAUCAGCAACAACAACAACAGCCCCCAUAGCAGCAGCAACAACAACAAUAGGAAGUACAGCAGCAAACAGUUCAACUGUUAUUUCGACAACAAUACGAAAUCCGAUUCGAAAUCUACCGAUUGAACUGCAAAACGAUCAAAAGCGAAGGAGUUCGUCGCGUACGAUCAAAAGGAAGCGUUUUGAUGACGAAAUAGUCGAGUACAACAUUGCAGUGCCCACAAAUCGCGGAGGAACGGAUGCAAAUCGCAACAGCAGACCUCGGACUUCGUCCCAGAAUUAUCCCGCCUUGGUGGGCGUGCCGCACACCACGUUAGCUCCAUUGAACAUACCCAUUUCUACGCCGGAACCUCCACAAACGCCGGGUUCCGCGGAUUCCUUGUUGCCGGGAACACCUAGUACCGUUGCUUCACUGCCCCUAGCCACACCUACCACGCCUGCUCCUCUGGCCACUCCUCUUCCAGUUGCUCCAGUUGUUGCGCCAGUGGUGCAUCCCAAACCACCAGCCAUGGAACGUCCUACAACCAGCGAUCGUCGUUCUCGUUCUGUGCGUCCUGCCAGCAAGAAGUCGCAGCGCAGGAAUGGUCGUCCCAUGGGCCAAAUGGCCACUAAGGAUCUAGGCCGCUGGAAGCCCAUCGAUGAUCUUUCCUUGAUCAUCGGUAUCCAACAGACCAACGACCUAAGGAUCAUCCAUCGCGGCGUGAAGUUUUCCUGCAAGUUUACCUUGCAGGAGCUUCAGCAGCGUUGGUAUGCUUUGCUCUAUGAGCCUGCGGUGUCCAGAAUUGCGGUCUCCGCCAUGAGGAACCUGCAUCCAGAGUUAGUGGAGUCCAUUCAACGCAAGGCCCUGUACAGCGUGCAGGAGGAAGAUCUUCUUGGAACCAUUAAAAGCUCCGAGCAACCCAAGCUGGAGCAGUUCCAAGAGCUGCUGGACAAGAACGCCUCUAUCUUCUACUGCGCCCGUACUGCAAAAUCUCUCCACAACCAUUGGCUUCUGCUUAAGCAGUACAGCCUGUUGCCGGAUCAGACGGUGAAGCCUCUUUACGGCACGGAUCAACAACCACUCAGCUUCUCCGAUGCAGAGGAUCAAAUCUUCGAGCAUGACUUGAACGAGCCACGUGACGAAGCUCUGGAAAUGGAGAGGGCUUUGGCUGAUCGGCGCAACAAACGUGAUAUUCGCCUCCUGGAGAACGAGCUGUCUCGCUGGGGUGUUCUAGUUGAUUCCGUACUCGGUCCGACGGCUGCCUCGGAGUUCGACAACCAGACGCUGGCCUGUCUGUGCGGCCGUCAUGUGCGUUACCUCAUGCGUUCCAAGGAGAUCACCUUUGGCCGUGAUGCCAAGGACUGUGUGGUGGAUGUGGAUCUGGGACUAGAAGGGCCGGCUGCUAAGAUCUCCCGCCGUCAGGGAACCAUCAAGUUGCGCAGCAAUGGCGAUUUCUUCAUCGCGAAUGAGGGCAAGCGGGCCAUCUUCAUCGACGGCACUCCUUUGCUGUCGGCCAACAAAGCCCGGCUGGCUCACAACUGCACUGUGGAAAUUUCCGGGCUGCGCUUCACCUUCCUGGUCAACUAUGAGCUGAUCAACGCCAUCCGCCAGGAGAGCGCCAAGACAUCGAAUCCCCUCAACUAACUGCGCUCAGAGCGAGGACUUUAGUGUAUUUUAGUACUUAGUAAACGGAAAACUGAAUUCUGGAAUAAACAGCAUAUGAACAAUAUGUUUUACCCAUAAA
Drosophila ficusphila is the source of this 1937-nucleotide messenger RNA. RefSeq names its product microspherule protein 1 (gene Rcd5). Gene Ontology annotation, biological process: positive regulation of transcription by RNA polymerase II. Bases 95 to 1837 code for a protein of 580 amino acids. Lineage: Eukaryota; Metazoa; Arthropoda; Insecta; Diptera; Drosophilidae. Gene Ontology annotation, cellular component: MLL1 complex; Ino80 complex; NSL complex. The record is from RefSeq and is a predicted model, not a curated record. The transcript is spliced from 3 exons. Gene Ontology annotation, molecular function: G-quadruplex RNA binding; protein binding.